AUGGACCAAGACCAGCCGUUACAGCAGCCCCAAGUCCGCCAGAUCUCGUUCAAUGUAUCAGACCAUUACCAGAUCUUGGAAGUGGUGGGCGAGGGUGCCUAUGGUGUGGUGUGCCUGGCCAUCCACAAACCCACCAACCAGAAGGUAGCGAUCAAAAAGAUUGAACCUUUUGAGCGGUCGAUGUUAUGUCUCCGGACACUUCGUGAGCUCAAGCUCCUCAAACACUUUUCCCAUGAAAACAUAAUCUCCGUUCUUGCCAUACAAGUUCCACUCAAUUAUGAAUCAUUUCGUGAAAUAUAUUUUAUUCAGGAACUCAUGGAAACGGACUUACAUCGAGUUAUUCGUACACAGAAACUCUCCGACGACCACGUACAAUACUUCAUCUACCAGACACUUCGUGCUCUCAAGGCGAUGCAUGCUGCCAAUGUUCUUCAUCGUGAUCUCAAACCAAGUAACCUACUUUUGAACUCCAACUGUGACCUCAAGAUUUGUGAUUUUGGCCUUGCGAGGUCGGUGGCGCUGACAGAGGACAAUUUCGGGUUCAUGACCGAGUACGUGGCCACUAGGUGGUACCGAGCCCCGGAAAUCAUGCUCACGUUUCUGGAGUAUACCACUGCAAUCGAUGUAUGGUCAGUGGGGUGUAUUCUCGCAGAAAUGUUGACGGGACGGCCAUUGUUUCCUGGUCGUGACUAUCACAACCAGCUCUGGCUCAUCAUGGAGGUUUUGGGCACUCCAAACAUGGAAGACUACUAUAACAUCAAACUGAAGCGGGCACGUGAGUAUAUUCGGUCUCUUCCAUUUUGCAAAAAAAUACCGUUCAAUGAGUUGUUUGCCAACGCCAAUCCAUUGGCAGUGGAUCUCUUGGAAAAACUCCUCAUUUUCAACCCAGCAAAAAGAAUAACCGUGGAAGAUGCUCUCGACCACCCAUACUUAAAACUCUACCAUGAUCCUACCGACGAACCGCUGGCGGAAAAGAUCCCCGACGACUUUUUCGACUUUGAUCGCCGCAAGGACGAAUUGACCAUUGAGGACUUGAAGAAGUUGUUGUACGAAGAAAUCAUGAAACCAUUAUAG
Molecule: messenger RNA, 1074 nt
Organism: Meyerozyma guilliermondii ATCC 6260
Lineage: Eukaryota; Fungi; Ascomycota; Pichiomycetes; Serinales; Debaryomycetaceae
Gene: CEK1
Product: mitogen-activated serine/threonine-protein kinase
Exons: 1
Coding region: 1-1074 (357 amino acids)
Biological process (GO): intracellular signal transduction; protein phosphorylation
Cellular component (GO): cytoplasm; nucleus
Molecular function (GO): MAP kinase activity; ATP binding
Source: RefSeq, a predicted model, not a curated record